Messenger RNA from Rhincodon typus (whale shark), 1550 nucleotides. RefSeq names its product ras-related protein Rab-39A-like. Bases 131 to 721 code for a protein of 196 amino acids. The transcript has 2 exons. Gene Ontology annotation, molecular function: GTP binding; GTPase activity. The record is from RefSeq and is a predicted model, not a curated record. NCBI's taxonomy places the organism in Eukaryota, Metazoa, Chordata, Chondrichthyes, Orectolobiformes, Rhincodontidae.
CAUCAGCAAGCAACUGUUAAACUUAUAAAGGAAGGGUGUAGUGGGGGAGGGGAGGUGAUUCAGUGAAAAAGAUUCAUUCUGGUGACUGUUUUUAUUGAUUUCAGCAUUCCUGCAGCCUUAUUUAACAGUCAUGGGUCAGAGUUGGUCAGUUCAACCUGGGCUGUCAAAUAGAGUCAGGCGAAAGAGUCUCAAAAAGUACUUUUGGCAAUUUCGUGUUAUUUUGGUGGGUGAUUCCACGGUGGGCAAAACAUCUAUUGUGCUCCGUUUAACUGAAGGAACAUUUAGAGAAGACCUCCAGAAAACCAUUGGUGUGGAUUAUUACAUUUAUGUUCUGGAAACCAAACCGACAGUCAGAGUGAAACUACAAGUGUGGGAUACAGCAGGAGAAAAGGAACACAGAACCAUCACAUAUUCACACCUCCAAAUGAUACUUGGUGGACUGCUCGUGUUUGAUUUAACAAAUCGCCAGUCUCUUGACUACCUUACAAACUGGCUGCAUGAAAGCGGUACUGUGCUUGACCAGUGCAAGUGUAUCUUCAUCCUGGUUGGACACAAAAGUGAUCUAUCAGCUGAGAGGCAAAUCUCUCAAGAGGAGGCUGAACAGAUAGCAGCACAUUUGGGAGUGAGAUACAUCGAGACGUCUGCCAAAGAUGACACUAACAUACAGGAGGUUUUUCUCACUCUGGCAUCAUCAAUCGCUGAAUCAGUGAAAACUGAGUGACAAGUGAAAGGAGGGAAUCACUGUGAUCAAUGGUGAUUUAUUUUUAAACAAACAUUUUUGCCAAUGGAUUUUUGAAAACAAUAUGUCAUUUUGGUUGAAUGUAUUGAUAAUUUUGGCUGAAAAUCUACUUUAAAUUGAGAUGAAAGGUACUUCCUGAAAGGGAAACAAUAUUCUUGGUCAACACAAGGCACUUUCUUUCUAGCAACCUGCAAAACAGACCCAUGAACUAGGGACAGUUUGAUGAUAAUGCCUGAUAAACAAUUAAUAACUUCAGAGAGAAGACUGUGCCCCUUAUGAACAGUGUCACUGCUGUAUUUGUAGUUUUAUUUUUUUUGUGUGUAAAUAUAAAAUUUUCCCAUGGUACCAAGGUAUUGUUUCACCAUACAGCAAGUGCUUUACUGAUUGAUGACUGACAGCGGUAACAGACAGUCAUGACUGGUCGCUAUUAUAUGUCUCAGUCCCAGCACAGAGAAUAUAAAUUCCCAACUUAUACAGAAAGAUGGGUGAGGAAAAAUUGGUUUUAAAUCUAAAGUUUUAUAUGCAUUUAGUUGAAACACUAAUGACAGACAAGAUACUUCAAGCUGUGAAAAUCUACUGGGGUUACAAGUAAUUGUAAAUUGUACAAGUAAUUAUAAAUUAUAAUUUAACUUAUGAACUAGUUGAUGACAGCACUGUAUUCAUUCCAUGUCUUAAAAAAAUUUAAAUGGUGUAUAUAAAGGUGAAAGCUCUAUGGUGUUUAAGACAUCUGAAAGCAAUUCUUUGUUUUUAGUCGCUUUUUAUAUUGCUUCUGAAAAUGACUCAAAAUAAAAUAAACCAUGUUAAUUCUCCA